AUGCGAGGAACCCGAAGAGGAGCCCACGUGGAGCCAGGAACCCGAAGAGGAGCUCACGAGGAUCCAGGAACCCAAAGAGGAGGCCACAAGGAGCCCGAAGAGGAGCCCACGAGGAGCCCACGAGGAGCCCACGAGGAGCCAGGAACCCAAAGAGGAGCUGACGAGGAGCCAGGAACCCGAAGUGGAGUCCUCGAGGAGGCAGGAACCCAAAGAGGAGGCCACGAGGAGCCCAGAGCCCGAAGAGGAGCUCUCGAGAAGCCAGGAACCCGAAGAGGAGCUCACGAGGAGCCAGGCACCCAAAGAGGAGGCCACAAGGAGCCAGGAAUCCGAAGAGGAGCCCACAAGGAGGCAGGAACCCAAAGAGGAGCUCACGAGGAGCCAGGAACCCGAAGAGGAGCCCAUAAGGAGCCCAGGCUCGGAAGGGGAGUCCACGAGGAGAAGAAAGAGCUGGGAUUCUCGACAAGUGCUGAAGCUGAUUCUCGCGAGACGACACUCUACUUGGUAUUGCAGAUGACAAAUGAUUUUACAGAAAAGGUUAGUUGUUAG
Caenorhabditis remanei is the source of this 546-nucleotide messenger RNA. RefSeq lists its product as uncharacterized. The transcript has a single exon. The record is from RefSeq and is a predicted model, not a curated record. Lineage: Eukaryota; Metazoa; Nematoda; Chromadorea; Rhabditida; Rhabditidae. Bases 1 to 546 code for a protein of 181 amino acids.